Molecule: messenger RNA, 3803 nt
Organism: Trametes versicolor FP-101664 SS1
Lineage: Eukaryota; Fungi; Basidiomycota; Agaricomycetes; Polyporales; Polyporaceae
Exons: 20
Coding region: 181-3747 (1188 amino acids)
Biological process (GO): intra-Golgi vesicle-mediated transport; early endosome to Golgi transport
Cellular component (GO): TRAPPII protein complex
Source: RefSeq, a predicted model, not a curated record
CGCAUACUCGCCAACAAGUCCGGACCAUCUUCGUGGGCGAGCGAGGAAGUGGCAGGAAGGAACGGGGUUAUUUGGAGUGGCGACAUUGUAAGAGAAUAGAGUUUAGGUUGACAGAGAAGCUCGCAGGUAUUCGCAUCCGACUCCCAGGAAAGCAGGGUCGCACGGCUGGCUCUGUGGGCGAUGGCCAUGGCUUCUACCUCCCAACGCGUCGUCGUCACAUAUGCUGCCCCUCUUGUCUUCCUCUCUACCGACCACUGGAAGCAGAUCCACGCGUCUCUUCUCUCUCAACUUCCUCUGCGCAACCUACACUGGAAGUCCUCUGCCAGGCCUACCAUCCGCACAAUACAAGAGCUCGAUGUCAAAUUCGUCCCUUUGGAAACUUUGCGGGAGGACCAGACAGCGUCGCAGGUGCCGCAGAGCAUCCUCGGAAAGCCUAUGCUGAACAUCUUCGUGUUUAUAUGCGAGGACAGUGAAGCGUACAAGGCCACAACUCGUAAGCACAUUAAGGAAUGGCACGCCUCUGUGGGCCAGCGGAAGAAUCAAGAAUGGUUGCUCGUUCAUAUCGUACGUCCGGACCAGAGCGUCGCGCAAGGGCGGUUGUUCCAGAUGAAGGCGUCCGUGCUGGAUAAAGUCAAAGCGGAUUUCAAUACCGACAAGAAGGACAGAUGCGUACAACUUGUUUGGUCUGCAGAGAGGGACAAUCCCGCUGUGUGGGCAGACCUUACCACCAAGAUCAAGGAGGGCGUGUUGUCCGCUUUUGAUAGCGCGCUCGCUCAGCGAGAGGAGGAAGUAAGGCGGUCAGAGGGCCAGAGACAAAUGCCCGGAUGGAACUUCUGCACGUUCUUCAUCUUGAAGGAAAGCAUCGCAAGCUCCUUGGAGGGAAUGAACCUGCACGAAGAUGCAUUGCAGCAAUACUAUGAGCUAGAGGCGACGUUCUUCCAGGUCCUGCGCGAGAAGAACUUGUCCUGGUUCGGUCCACUCAUCACUCCCUCGUCCUCUGACAACUCCGCUCCUCUGUUGUCUGUGUCUAAGAAGCCCUAUCGCGACUUGAUUCUGGCGAAUACUAUCUCCGUCUUUGACUUUCGAGUCUACCUCUUGGCCAGGCAAUGUGCGCUGCUCAGCGGACUGGGCGACUUGGAGGAGAUAUGUCGGAAGACGGCAACCUUCCUCACUACUAUGGCGCGGACAUUGCGGGACGUUGAGGACACAUUACCGCCAUGUUUUAUCGAAUCCUGGAUCUACUCCUCAGCUCUCAGCGUCGUCGACCAAUGCGACGAGUGGGCACGGCCGCUGGAACUGGGCAAGGCUGCCCUUGCCCCGUUCAGCGCUGCGAAGGGCGAACUUGUUGAACUCGCACGUCACCAGCUUGAUGUGUUCGGCAUAGCUGCGGGUCACCUCCCAAACAAGCCGCCCUUCUGCCUUGCCCUAUCGUCAAACUACACCGGCCCCCAAGAAUCACAAAUCAAGGAGGCGUCGGAAACCAUUUCGCGAACGGAUCUCGCUUCCGCGCUGGUGGAUGUGGACGCAUUCUACGAGCUAUAUGUGGCCAUCACGAACCGCGCGAUCGAGCUCUAUGCCGCCGCGGGGCGGCGCAAGUUCGCACUGAAGCUCCAUGGCUCCCUGGCCGCACUCGACGUGUACGUUCACCGUGGCCGCCUCUCCAGCGCGCUGCAAACAUACACAUCCCUUCCAGCGCAUUACUCCCCGCACGGAUGGACGUCGCUGGAGGCAUUCAUGUUGAACCGUGCCCUGGAUAUCCACGCUUUCGCGGAGAAAUCCAAAGACCGGGAGUGGAUCCACAUCCUCCUACACUUCCUCAGAGCAUAUGUCGACGACAUGGGGAUGGAUCUGCUUUUGAGCACGGAUGACAGCGAAGCCUACGUCGCUCAGCUCGUAUCGGCUCUCAAGGACGCUGCACAUGAGCUGGACUCCGAUACCCCUUACCCCGACCACCCAGCAUUGUCGUUGACGAUCGUGGAACAUGACGCCAAGCUGGCGGAUACCCGGGAUGGCUCUCUGCUCAAAGUCGUGGUACACAACCGCCUACCCUGCGAACUACUUGUGGAUGAGAUCGAAAUGCAGCUGACGGGUCGGGAAAACAGCCGGCUGUCGUUCACGCACGAAGCUGCGCAGCUCGCUCCCGGACGAAACGAGCUCACCCUUUUUUGUCCCUCGUCCUCGGCGGGCACGUACACCCUGUCUAGCACGGAGAUCUCCAUCGCACGUUUGCACUUUCAGUGGAAGCACACGAAGACUCCCAAGCAGAUCCGCGCCGGGAACAUGCCUGCUCUGGUGCAUAUUCCGAAGGAUCUCAAGGCACUCGACGUACGACUCAAGCAGCCUCCCCGCAUCGAACUCGGAACGUCCUCCAGGAUCAUGGUCAUCCUUUCCACCGGACGGAACGAUAUCGCCACUGCGCAGGUGAAACUCAGUGCGCCGUCUGGCAUUCAGUUCAAGUACGAGGAAGCCGAACUGAGCGGGGAUGACGUACCGCCCAUCCGCAAGGAUGAGGAAUCCGUGACCUUUUUGGAUUUGAAGCACGGGCAAACCGUCGUUGCAGCCAUCCCUCACACGGACGCAUCGGCAUAUCACUUCAUGAGAAUCAACGUCGCCGUCGAGUAUGUCACCACAUCCGAGCUAGAAGUCACCAGGACACUGCGGCUCAGCCGGGUCGUCGCGACGUCCCUGCCCGUGGCGAUCAACGUCGAGGACUUCUUCCGUGGAACGAGACUCUUCACGCGCUUCACGCUAUCGACGACGUCGCACCAACAUGUGCGGGUGCGCUCCACCAAGCUGCUGUCGCCGAACGAGGCGGAUGGGGUGAAGGUCACGAGCUGCAUGUCGCAGAAGCCGUCCGUUGUGACUAUCACUCCAGCACAGCCGGGGCGUUUCCUGUUCCAGAUGGAUGCUAGUCGUGGUCAAGUGCGAGAUCCGUUGAAGCUGCAGAUCUCGUACCGCAUGCUUCGCGAAGAGGUCGAAUCGCUCAUAGAGCAAGCCGCCAGCGAAGUGGUCACCGAAACACCGUCACUAGACCCACUACGUCAGGACAUAGUGGACAAGCUGGUGCAGGCACUGGAGACGACCGCUUCUUGGGUAGAACUGUACGGAGUCACCGGCGAGCUCACUGUGCCCGGAGUCACCCCCGGCGAUGACGACAUGGGAGCUGGGUUGCGUCGGGUGAUUGAGAUCUUGAAAACGCGCAGGUCGCCAACAUCAUUCGGAGAAUGGCGCGAGAUCGUUAUCCCUGUCGACGUGCCGCAGAUGCACAUCCUUGCAGCGGCACGCCUGCAGAUCAUGGAGAACCCAUUUUCAGUCGAGAAAUCCAAGAAAUGCACACGGCCGCUUUACGCGGGCCAGCCUAUCUCUGCGCUGCUGACUGUGGAGACGUCGUUCCACUGGUCACCACCGGAGGACGAGCAGGUCGACCGGUACCUCAUGCGAUAUGACAUCGAAGAUCUCACACAGGAGUGGCUCGUCAGCGGACGCAAGCGGGGAGACUUCUUGGCCAAGGACGGCGAGACGUUCUCGGUGCCGAUCACGCUCAUAGCCCUCCACCACGGAGAGCUGCCUUUGCCGAAGAUCGGUGUGACUGCUCUACCCAUCCCGGGCGAACACAGGAUGCGCUCGAGCGUGGUACCUAGCUGCGAAACGUAUCAGGUACAUGGCGCGGAGAACGUGCUGGUGCUGCCCCGGGGUGGGCGGAGCACGUUUGUGGUGAACAUGGGAGGGGCAAAUACCAGCAUGUAGCGAUACCCCGCCCUCUGCUGCUAGUUAGUUGUACAGCAUAUAUUAUUGCGUUCCGG